Messenger RNA from Pocillopora verrucosa, 909 nucleotides. The record is from RefSeq and is a predicted model, not a curated record. NCBI's taxonomy places the organism in Eukaryota, Metazoa, Cnidaria, Anthozoa, Scleractinia, Pocilloporidae.
AUGUCUCGAUUGUUGUCGAUUGUAAUUUUCUUGGAUUUGAUCUUAGUUGUUGUCUUUUCGGUUCACGAUAAUGAUAACUGUCGCCAGUUAGACUUUGAUCUUCCAAUAUUUGGAAAGGCUUUGGCCAAUCACGUGAUCCGAACUAUCCAAGUCCCGGAUGUCCUGCUCUGUCAGUUGUAUUGUUUUCUGGAAGCGGAUUGUGUGUCGGUGAAUGUAAGAGCUGCAAACCAUAGCCCAGAAAAGAUCUGUGAACUCAAUAACAAAGAUGCAAACAGCCAUCCUGAGGAUUUGAUGCUCAUUCACCAAUCUUCAUUCCAUGGGACAAAAAAUGCCUGCUCCAGUAAUCCUUGCUUGAGUGGCGUCACGUGUCAAACUGGAUUCACCGAAAAAGGAUACCGCUGUCUUUGUCCAACAGGUUCCUUUUGCACAGAAGUUCAGUGGAUAAAAAUAAACACUUCACCAGUCUGUUUUGGAGCUCGUAACAAUUCAUAUGGUGUCUUCAAGAUUCCAUCAGCUGGUCGAGUGAUCUCUUUUAAACUGGUACAUCUAUUUGGGUACGUGGUCUGUGGUAAACGGUCAGGCAAGUCAAAAUGGGGAUGCAAAUUCAGAUAUCCUCCUAAGCUGGCAGUUUUUGUCAAAGAUCGUCUUCAGCGGCCGAUUUUGCCGCCAGAUAAUACGGUGUUUCGUAGGUUCAAUGGGGCGCAUAAUCAGUGUGCAAAUGGAAUUUAUUAUGGCCUCCCUGGAUUCAACGAAGACUCUCGGGAACUAAGGUUCAAUAACUUUUCUUCCCCUAUGACGGUCACAGAGGGUCAAGAAUUUCAAAUAUGGUACGGAGAGGAUCUGAAAGACUGCACUGAAGACGACAAUGACGGACAAAGUUGUGUUGACAUAUACGGCUUGUACGUGUAG